AUGGUGUGGCUUGCAGCAGAGAAGGUAUACCCUGGAGAGACUUUUCUGUCUUAUGCUGUGCUCGGUGAUGAUGUUCUCAUCGCCGAUGAGCGUGUUGCGCCAGUCUACGCCAGUAUGGUUCAAAAGCUUGGUGUGAAGAUAUCUUCUGCCAAGUCUCUUUGUUCCUCUACUGGUUGUGCAGAGUUUGCCAAAAGAUUUCUUGUGGAUGAGCUCCGCCGAGAUCUGUCACCAGUCUCGGUUAGGUGUCUCAUGAAUUCUUUCUCCCCAUUAGGCCUUUAUGGCCUUGCCCGUCAGUAUGACAUUAAGCGGUUUUACACUUUCUGUCGUAUUGGGGGAAUGGGCUACAGAA
Molecule: messenger RNA, 349 nt
Organism: Lycium ferocissimum
Lineage: Eukaryota; Viridiplantae; Streptophyta; Magnoliopsida; Solanales; Solanaceae
Exons: 1
Source: RefSeq, a predicted model, not a curated record